Molecule: messenger RNA, 2540 nt
Organism: Exophiala xenobiotica
Lineage: Eukaryota; Fungi; Ascomycota; Eurotiomycetes; Chaetothyriales; Herpotrichiellaceae
Exons: 4
Coding region: 194-2305 (703 amino acids)
Biological process (GO): intracellular protein transport; vesicle-mediated transport
Cellular component (GO): membrane coat
Molecular function (GO): clathrin binding
Source: RefSeq, a predicted model, not a curated record
AGCACCUCUAAUUCUCGAAAUGUUCUAGUCCUUUGUCAACACUCGUCUACUAGUCGAUGGCAGUCCGCUGGUAGCCAUGUCGUGACACAGUGUUGAUGUACCUACGUACACUGAAGGAAUUUGCCAGACCUGACACCGACAGCGGGUCAACUUCGACUACUCUUGUUCCCGCUGGGAGAACGAUAUAUCGAGAAUGUCGUCCGGCCAUGGGGACGCGAAACUCUUUGCCAGAGGCAAAGUCGCUGAGUUACGACAAGAGCUCAUCAACCCGGGCAAAAAGGACAAAAAUCAUUCUGGGAAGAAAAACGCGCUCAAGAAGAUCGUUGCCAACAUGACCAUGAGUAACAACGACAUGGUCGCUCUCUUUCCCGACAUCGUCGCCUGUAUGCAGAUACCGGUACUCGAGAUCAAGAAGAUGUGUUUCUUGUACCUACAACAUUAUGCCCGUUUGAAACCAGAUGUUGCUCUCCGAGCUCUACCCUUUCUACAAGAUGAUAUGCAAGAUCCAAAUCCACUAAUUCGAGCACUGGCAUUGAGGACAAUAUCAUAUAUUCACGUUCGCGAAUUUGUCGAAGGCACGAUUACUCCCCUGAAGAAGUUGAUGACAGAUCAGGAUCCCUACGUUCGAAAGACAGCAGCCAUCACCGUGGCCAAGAUCUACGACCACGACAAAAGAAUGGUCGAAGGCUCAGACUUGAUCGAUAGACUCAACCGAAUGCUUAAGGACGACAACCCAACAGUCGUUGCCUGCGCACUAUCCGCACUCCAAGAUAUCUGGGAAAGAAGCGAGAACAUCAAAUUGACCAUUGACUAUUCAAGUGCGUCGAAGAUUGUCGCCAUAUUGCCCGAUUGCAAUGAGUGGUCACAGACAUAUGUCCUUGAAGCGCUUAUCUCAUAUGUGCCACAAGAGUCAGGAGAGGCCCUCCUCCUGGCGGAACGAAUCGCCUCUCGACUGUCGCACUCCAACUCUGCCGUGGUGCUCACCUGCAUCCGAGUCAUCAUGUACCUGAUGAACUACAUCUCAGACCAGAAAAAGGUCGACGAGCUCGCGCGCAAACUAUCACCACCUCUGAUUACGCUGCUGUCCAAACCGUCCGAGAUCCAAUAUCUUGCCUUAAGAAAUGCCAUUCUCAUUCUUCAACAACGACCCGAAGUCUUACAGAACGACAUUCGGGUCUUUUUCUGCAAAUACAACGAUCCAAUCUACGUCAAAGUAACGAAACUGGAGCUCAUUUUCAUGCUUGCCAACAAAGACAAUAUUUCCGUCGUCCUACACGAGUUACGAGAGUAUGCCACAGAAAUAGACGUCCAAUUCGUCCGCAAAGCUGUCCGAGCAAUUGGCAAACUCGCCAUCAAAAUCGAACCCGCAGCUCGUCAAUGUAUCGACACCCUUCUCGACUUGGUCAACGCCAAGAUUCCCUACAUCGUCCAAGAAGCGACCGUCGUCAUCAAGAACAUUUUCCGCAAAUACCCCAAUCAAUAUGAGUCCGUCAUUUCGACUGUGAUAGGACAGAUCGACGAGCUCGACGAACCCGAAGCCAAGGCUGCCAUCAUCUGGAUCAUUGGCGAAUACGCAGAUCGCAUCGAUAACGCCGAUACACUGCUUCAAGACUACCUGUCGACUUUCCACGAAGAGCCCAUUGAAGUGCAGCUGGCCCUACUGACUGCUACCGUGAAACUAUUCCUGCACCGUCCAACAAAAGGUUCCUCAAUCGUGCCACAAGUCCUGAAAUGGUGUACAGAAGAGACAGACGACCCAGACCUGCGGGAUCGAGGCUUCAUGUAUUGGCGCCUCCUAUCCACGGACCCGGCAGCGGCGAAGAAAGUCGUCAUGGGUAUCAAGCCUCCCAUCACAGCGGAAAGCGAGAAGCUGGAUCCCACCACCCUGGAGGAGCUUUGCCUGGGUAUCGGCACCUUGGCGACAAUCUACCUGAAACCGGUGCAGCAGGUCUUUCGCGCUGCCCGACCGCGGCGCUUGCAAGAGUCGCCUGCCCUACAGCGACGAAAGGAGGAGUUCAAUCGUGCACUUGGCUCGCCAGGAAUGAAUCUUGUCAAUCCCGUGUCGUUGAACACCGCAGCGACAACACCUGGCGGCACGCCUUUGCCAGGCCAUCAAGAUGCGAUCAAAGCAGCGGACGAUUACUUCAAGAACCUCAGCCUAAGCGAUAAUAGCGGCGGGGAUAUCUUGACCAGCCCUGUUGCAAACGGUGUAGGUGGAAAUCCCUAUGUCGUCAGCCAGAACGCGCCGCAGCAGGUUCUUAAUCCACAGGCCAAUUUUGCGCAGAACGGAGAUCUGUUAUUGUAAUAGAAAGGAAUUGUCGUACUCGAGACAUUGCGGAGGUGUACAUGGGACGUCCUUUCAAUUGUUGAUUAAAUAUACUGGCAGUAGCAUUCGGUGUCUAUGAGAACCCUGUCAUUGAAAGAGAGAGAGGCAGACAAGCCUAUAAAACUUGAAAUGAAGAUAUCUUACCUCGACUGGAAGAGAGCUCAGAAUUGCAUACCGGAUAGUGCAGCAAGGAGUCUCCCGAAGUCGGUUUUGA